Molecule: messenger RNA, 1278 nt
Organism: Euleptes europaea (tarantolino)
Lineage: Eukaryota; Metazoa; Chordata; Lepidosauria; Squamata; Sphaerodactylidae
Gene: CPOX
Product: coproporphyrinogen oxidase
Exons: 7
Coding region: 1-1239 (412 amino acids)
Cellular component (GO): mitochondrial intermembrane space; cytoplasm
Molecular function (GO): coproporphyrinogen oxidase activity
Source: RefSeq, a predicted model, not a curated record
AUGGCGCGUCUGCUGCGCGGGGUUUGCGCGCUGGGCGCCCGAAGGAUGGCGCCGGGAUCCGAGCUGCGCCGCGGCCGGGGUUUCUCCUCCGGCGGUUGGCGGCCGUUGGCGCUGGCCUGGGCUGCUGGCGCGGCGGCGGCGGCGGCGGGGCUGGCCGGGCUGGGGCUGGCCCGGCGGGCGGAGAUGGCGCGCCGGCAGCCCCGGGAGGAGGCGGGCGGCGGCGGCGGCGGGGAGGACGAGCUGGCGCGCCGCUUCGAGUGCUUCAUGGCCCCGCCGGUGAGCGGGAUGCGCGAGCUGCGGAGCCGGCGCGGGGAGAUGCGCAGCCGCGUGGAGAUGGUCGUCAUGGAGACGCAGGGCCAGGUGUGCCGCGCCUUGGCCCAGCUCGACCGCGGCGCCUCCUUCACCGUCGACCGCUGGGAGAGGAAGGAAGGUGGUGGAGGCAUCAGCUGCGUUCUUCAGAAUGGUGAAAUCUUUGAGAAAGCUGGAGUCAACGUAUCUGUAGUGUUUGGCCACCUUUCUGAAGAAGCCGCACAACAGAUGAGAAGCAGGGGGAAAACACUGAAGGCCAAGGAUGGAAAACUGCCUUUUUGUGCCAUGGGGGUAAGCUCCGUUAUUCACCCAAAGAAUCCUUAUGUUCCCACUAUACACUUCAACUACAGAUACUUUGAAAUUGAGGAGGCGGAUGGUUCAAAACAGUGGUGGUUUGGUGGUGGAACAGACCUUACUCCGACUUACUUGAAUGAAGAAGAUGCUGUUCAUUUUCAUAAAACCCUGAAGGAAGCCUGUGAUCAGCACAAUCCGGAAUUCUACCCUAAAUUUAAGAAAUGGUGCGACGACUACUUCUACAUCAAGCACCGCGGGGAACGAAGAGGGAUCGGGGGCAUAUUUUUUGACGAUCUGGACUGGCCCUCGCAAGAGGAAGCCUUUCAGUUUGUUCAGAGCUGUGCCAAAGCCGUCGUGCCUUGCUAUGCUCCCAUCGUCAAGAAGCACUGUCACGACCCAUUCACUCCAGAGGAGAAAUUGUGGCAACAGAUUCGUAGAGGGAGGUAUGUCGAAUUCAAUCUGGUGUAUGACAGAGGUACAAAAUUUGGUCUUGCAACACCGGGAUCUAGGAUUGAAAGUAUACUUAUGUCGCUGCCACUCACUGCCAGGUGGGAAUAUAUGCACUCGCCUCCAGAGAAUUCCAGGGAAGCAGAAAUUGUAGAAGUUUUGCGUCAGCCCAAAGACUGGGUGCACUGACCAGCUGCCUGGGCUGUGUGUGGUCAACCAUGAAAAAGG